Messenger RNA from Geosmithia morbida, 2811 nucleotides. RefSeq names its product chloride channel 3/4/5. Gene Ontology annotation, cellular component: membrane; early endosome; Golgi apparatus. Gene Ontology annotation, molecular function: voltage-gated chloride channel activity. The transcript is spliced from 3 exons. The record is from RefSeq and is a predicted model, not a curated record. Bases 1 to 2811 code for a protein of 936 amino acids. Lineage: Eukaryota; Fungi; Ascomycota; Sordariomycetes; Hypocreales; Bionectriaceae. Gene Ontology annotation, biological process: transmembrane transport; chloride transport.
AUGCCUGUCGCCCCCCAAAACAAGACGACUGCCUUCGCUCCAGCCUCCGCCUCCGCCUCCGCCUCCUCCUCUCCUCCCUCUCCCAUCGGGGCCAACACGCCCACCCACUCCGACGACCGGGAUGACGACGACGAGCUAGACUUGCUGGAUGGCGAGGCCGCCGACCCCAACCGCCAGCGCCGCCACGACGUCCUCGACGAUGACCCCCUACACUCUGAUCUGAGAACGCCCAUGUCGUUCAAGCGCAGUCACAAGCGAGGAUCCUCAUUCCUAUCCCUCGGGCGCAAUAUCUGGUCCUCCCUGCGCGGCGGAGAAGGCGGCCCCGGCUCGUCGGCGCGCAUCGUCGGCAGCAGCAGCGGCGGCGGCGGCGACAACUAUGAUGACGAUGAGAACGACCACAUCCCGGACGCAAACCAUCUAAGCGCCAUUGGAAACAGCAACGGCUCGUCCAAGUAUGAUGCUCCACUCGACUGGUACAUUGAGGGUCCCGGGCGGCGCGUCGGCUACGAGGACUUGACGGCCAUCGACUGGAUCUUUGAGUACAACAAGGAGCGCCAGCGUAUACGGUCCCUGGCACCCGACACUGGCGGCGGCGGCGGUGGUGUCGUUGGAACCUUUCGCCACCUCGUUGACGCAAGCCAGAUCUGGAUCAUCAUCCUCCUCACGGGUCUGUCUGUCGGCGCCCUCGCUGCCAUCAUCGACAUAUCCACCGAUUGGCUCGGCGAUCUCAAGGAGGGCUACUGCUCCAGCGGUCCCGAGGGCGGCAAGUUCUACCUCAACAAGCGCUUCUGCUGCUUCGGUUACGACCAGGGGUCCAAGUGUCUGGGCUGGAGGACCUGGGGAGAGACCCUGGGCGCCCAUAGCGUGGGUCUCAAGUGGAUUAUCGGAUACAUAUUCUACACCAUCUUCUCUGUGACGCUUGCUUCGACCGCAGCUAUUCUGGUUCAAGAGUAUGCCCCCUACGCGAAACACAGCGGUAUCCCUGAAAUCAAGACUGUCUUGGGAGGCUUCGUCAUGAAGCGCUUCCUUGGCCUCUGGACACUGGUAAUCAAGUCGUUUGGUCUGGUCCUGGCCGUGGCAUCGGGCAUGUGGCUAGGCAAGGAAGGUCCGCUGGUGCACGUCGCGUGCUGCUGCGCCAACAUCUUCAGCAAGCCCUUCCCUAGCAUCAGCGGCAACGAGGCGCGCAAGCGCGAGGUGCUAUCGGCGGCGGCGGCGUCGGGCAUAUCGGUGGCGUUCGGGUCGCCGAUCGGCGGCGUACUGUUCAGCCUGGAGCAGCUGUCGUACUACUUUCCGGACAAGACGAUGUGGCAGAGCUUCGUGUGCGCCAUGACGGCGGCGGUUUCGCUGCAGGCGCUGGACCCGUUCCGGUCGGGCAAGCUGGUGCUGUACCAGACCAAGUUCAGCACGGACUGGCAUGGCUUCGAGAUCAUCCCGUACGCGCUACUGGGAGUGCUGGGUGGGGUGUAUGGCGGCCUCUUCAUCCGGGCCAACAUGGCGGUGGCGCGGUUCAAGAAGACGACGUCGUGGCUGCCGACGCCGCUGGUGCAGGUGGUGGUGGUGGCACUGCUGUCGGCCGUUAUCAACUACCCCAACUUCUACAUGAAAAUCCAGACGACGGGCCUCGUGUCCAACCUGUUCACCGAGUGCUCGCAGCUCCCGGACGACCAGCUGGGUCUGUGCAGGACGGGCUUCGACUCGGCAGGCAACAUCGUGCUGCUCCUGGUGGCGGCGCUGAUCGGCUUCUUCCUGGCCGCCAUCACCUUCGGGCUGGAGAUACCGGCGGGCAUCAUCCUGCCGUCCAUGGCGAUCGGCGCGCUGGUCGGCCGCGCCGUCGGCAUAGUCAUGGAGAUGUUGUACGACGCGUACCCGGACAUGUUCCUCUUCCAGUCGUGCAGCCCGGACGUGGCGUGCGUGACGCCCGGACCGUACGCCAUCAUCGGCGCGGCCGCGGCCCUCGCGGGCGUCACGCGCAUGACCGUGUCCAUCGUCGUCAUCAUGUUCGAGCUGACGGGCGCCCUGACCUACGUCCUCCCCAUCAUGGUGGCCGUCAUGAUCUCCAAGUGGGUGGGCGACGCCUUCUCCCGCCGCGGCAUCUACGAGUCAUGGAUCCACCUAAACGAGUACCCGUUCCUCGACAACGCCGACGAGACGACGACGACGGUGCCCGACGUCCCCGCCCUGCAGAUCAUGACGCGCAUAGAGGACCUCGUUGUCCUCACCGCCACGGGCCACACCAUGGCCUCGCUGACCGACGUGCUCGAGUCCCACCCCCACCGGGGCUUCCCCGUCGUCUCCGACGCCCGCGACGCCGUCCUCCUGGGCUACAUCUCUCGCGCUGAGUUGAGCUACAACGUCCACGCCGCCUCCCGCCCGCCGCGCUCCCUCCCGCCCGACACCGAGGCCUUCUUCUCCCAUCAGCCCCUCGCCGACCCCCGCUCCACCCUCGACCUCCGCCCCUGGAUGGACCACACCCCCAUCACCAUGUCAUCCCGCACCCCGCUGCACCUCGUCGUCUCGUACUUCCAGAGGCUGGGUCUGCGCUACGUCCUCUUCUCCGACAAGGGCGUCCUCCAGGGCCUGCUCACCAAGAAGGACAUGUGGUACGUCCUCGACCACGGCGCCCAGGAGACUCGUCGCACCGCAGAUGCCCCUGCCGGAGGUAACCAUCCCGCCUCAUCAUCCGCCCCUGCCGCUUCUGUCAGUCUCGAAGAUACUGAAGAUGACGAUGGCGCCGCCGAGGACAUCAAUCUUCUCAGUCAUCGUGCUGAUGAUGAUGGGGGACAGGAUGCCCUUGGGAUCGUGAGAAAUUGA